AAGGGGACAGGGGUUUUCAGGGCUGUCAUUUUAUAUCCAACUACCCAGAUUUAAAUUCUAAAUUCUAAAAAAUUCUCACUUAUCAAAUGCGAAAACUUAUUGUUCGGUUUUUUGGCAAAAAAGAGCGUUUUCAAAAAGUUCAGAGAAAUCUAGUAUCCGAAAUGGACAACAUGCUCGGUACGAAAGUCGAUCAUCCCCCCAACUUCAAUCCCGCGAUGGCACCGGACCUUCCCCAGAUUGUGUAUCCUGCGGCAAGGAGGGAUGUUUCCAUGGAGGAGAAGAUUCACGACUACCGGAUAAGGGACGUCUACCGAUGGCUCGAAAACCCAGACUCCGCGGAGACACAACAAUUCAUAAAUGCCCAGAAUGCCAUCAGUAAACCCUUCCUGGAGAAUACCCAGGAGUGGCAAGCUAUUCACGACAAGAUGACAAAGCUCUGGGAUUACCCGAAAUAUGGUUGUCCCUCGCGGCAUGGAAAAUUCUAUUAUUACUUCAAAAAUACGGGCCUCCAGAACCAAAGCGUCCUCAUGCAACAGGAGUCAUUGGAUGGCCCAGAGGUGGAGUUCCUUGAUCCCAACAGCUUGGCAGCCGAUGGUACCACAGCUUUGACUCAAAAGUCCUUCUCCGAGAACGGCGCCUACAUGGCCUAUGGACUGAGCGAACAGGGCUCCGAUUGGAUCAAAAUCCGGAUUCGCAAGGCCGCCGAUGGCACAGAUUUUCCGGAGAUCCUUGAAAAGGUCAAGUUCUCGAAUAUAUCGUGGACAAAGGACAACAGGGGCUUCUUCUACGGUCGCUAUCCGAACCAGGAGGGGAAAACCGAUGGUUCGGAGACAAAGCAGAACGAGUUCCAAAAAUUGUACUACCAUCGUGUGGGGAAAAGUCAGGGCAAUGAUACUUUGGUGGCCGAGUUCCCCGAGAAUCCCUCGUGGCGCAUUGCCAGCGAAGUCUCUGACUGUGGAAAAUAUCUUAUUCUGUCCGUAAGUCCCACAACUCGGGACAAUAUGGUAUUUUACGCCAAUCUGGAGCCGGGAAAGGAUAUAACAGAGAAGCUAGAGGUGAAGCCAAUUGUUGACAAGCUAGAUGCCGACUACGAGUAUAUAACGAACGAGGGUUCCAAAAUGUACUUCCACACCAACAAAGGCGCUCCAAAUUAUCGGGUGGUCAUCAUUGACUUUGCAAGCCCCGCCGAGGAUAACUGGACGACUGUGAUUCCGGAACAUGAGAAGGAUGUCCUGGAGUGGGCCUUGUGCGUUCACCAAAAUAAGUUGGUACUCUGCUACAACAGGGACGUGAAGAACAUCCUCCAGUCCUAUGAGCUGCACACCGGAAAAAUGACCGGACAGUUUGGUCUGGACAUUGGCACCAUAAAUGGGAUUUCCGGAAAGAGAAAAUACUCGGAGAUCUUUUACAGCUUCACCUCGUUCCUAACGCCUGGAAUCAUCUACCACUAUGACUUUGCCAAGCCAGUGAUGAAGCCGAAGAUCCUGCGGGAAACGCAUCUCAACUUGGAGGGCUUCAACCGGGACGAUUAUAGUGUGGAUCAGGUGUUCUACGAGAGCAAGGAUGAGACCCCAAUUCCCAUGUUUAUCAUACAGAGGAAGAGGUCCGAGGAUACUGUAAGCCCGCGACCAUGUUUGAUGUAUGGAUAUGGAGGAUUUAAUUACAGCCUGAUGCCGGUGUUGAGUAAUACGGGUAUCAUGUUUAUGGACACCUUCGACGGGGUCCUGGCCUAUCCCAACAUACGGGGCGGUGGCGAGUACGGCAUUGAGUGGCACAACGGGGGGCGGCUGCUGAACAAACAGAAUUGUUUUGACGACUUCCAGGCUGCCGCCGAAUAUCUGACCAAACAAAAGUACACAACCAAGGAGCGGCUGGCCAUACAGGGCGCCUCGAACGGCGGCCUCUUGGUGGGAGCCUGCAUCAACCAGCGACCGGAUCUCUUUGGGGCAGCCAUUGCCCAAGUGGGGGUCAUGGAUAUGCUGCGAUUCAACAAAUUCACCAUCGGACAUGCCUGGCAAACGGACUACGGCAAUCCAGGGGAGCGACAGGCCUUCGCCUAUCUCUACAAGUAUUCCCCCCUGCACAAUGUCCAGAUACCCCUGAAUCCCACUCAAGAGUAUCCCUCCACCCUGAUCCUGACUGGCGAUCACGACGAUCGUGUGAGUCCCUUGCACUCCCUCAAGUUUGCGGCUGCCCUGCAGGAAGCUGCUCGGCACUCGGAGUACCAAGUCAAUCCCAUUCUGCUGAGGGUCUACACAAAGGCAGGACACGGAGCCGGAAAGCCAACUAAGAUGCGUAUUAAGGAGGCCACUGAUAUAAUCACGUUUCUGCGAAAAACCCUGGAAGUUGAUUGCGUUAAUCUCUGAAGAGGAGAGCAAAUAGAGAAUGGGUUAAAAUGUCAGUCAUAAAAAUAUUAUUUUAAAAAUAUAAUAGUUAUUUUGGAUAGCCUUUCGAGGACCUUUAGAUUUUAA
This is a messenger RNA of Drosophila ananassae, 2471 nucleotides long. RefSeq names its product prolyl endopeptidase. Gene Ontology annotation, molecular function: serine-type endopeptidase activity; oligopeptidase activity. Gene Ontology annotation, biological process: proteolysis. Gene Ontology annotation, cellular component: cytosol. The record is from RefSeq and is a predicted model, not a curated record. The transcript has a single exon. NCBI's taxonomy places the organism in Eukaryota, Metazoa, Arthropoda, Insecta, Diptera, Drosophilidae. The coding region runs from base 87 to 2366 and encodes 759 amino acids.